Messenger RNA from Lodderomyces pseudojiufengensis, 1275 nucleotides. RefSeq lists its product as uncharacterized. The record is from RefSeq and is a predicted model, not a curated record. Bases 1 to 1275 code for a protein of 424 amino acids. Gene Ontology annotation, cellular component: cytosol. The transcript has a single exon. Lineage: Eukaryota; Fungi; Ascomycota; Pichiomycetes; Serinales; Debaryomycetaceae.
AUGAAUAUAAAUGAUAUAAUUAAUCAAACACUUACUGACUUAACUAAUAAUGAUUACUCAAAUUUCGAUGAUUGUCUCACACUAAUAUCUCAAGCUAUUCAAUCGGCAAAUAAGGAGAGUGAAGAAUUGACAACAAUUGAUCAAAUCUUAUCAUAUACACCUGAAAAUAAUGUAUUACAAUUAAGAUUAUAUAGAGGACUUUUAUUGAUCAUAAGAAAUGCAGCUCCUAAUCUAAAUACGAUUUACUUUCCAAAAGUAAUUACAAGUUUUACAAAGUUUCAAAAGUUAGAUGAAAAUGAAUGGGUUGAUAAAAGUAUUCAAGUUUAUUGGGAAAUUUUAGCAAAUUUUAAAAGAAAUGAAUAUAUUGAAGAAAUUAAUGAACUUUUCAAUAAAACCAAAAUAUCUCCUACCCCGGUAGUUCAUUUUUUAUUUCGUCAAUUUUAUUCAGAAGAAUCAGAUACUACAAAUGAAAAUUUAUUAAAACUUUUAAAAAUAAGAGAUAAUCAUGUUUUAAAUACAAUUUUCAAUUUAUAUACAAAAAUUGGAGAUGAUCAUGAUUCCAAAAUGUUAAUACAUUUAAUUUAUGAUAUAAUUACUCAUGAAAGUUUUAAAAAAUGGAUAGAUUUACAAGAGGAUCAAAUAAAAUGGUUAGAACUUACUUCUGUAAUUCUUGAAACAAAUGAUGAUUGGGAUAAUUUUCAAUUAAUUGGAUUAUUAGCUUGGGUUGUUCCAAUAUUUUUAGAUCAUGCGGAUAAAGUUAAUGUGGAAACUAUUAAUGAUGAAAAUCUUGAGAAAUAUAUAUUAAACUCGCUACAUAUUUUAGCGGAAACAGCAAAAUUCAAAGCAGCUAUACAAUUUUUUGAUCAUGAACAAUUAUUAAAACCAUUAAUUUCACUUUUGAAAAUAACACAUGAGAAUGUUGAAAGAGUAACUAUGAAAUCGAAGGUAGAAGAACUUAUUCCUUAUUCAUCGGCAAAAUCAUACAUAAUAAUCAGUUUAUCUUAUAUGACGUACCAGUCAACAAAAAAUCAAAACCUAAUUCGAGAAUUAGGUGGAUUAGCAUUAAUUUUAUCAAAUUGUCAAAUUGAUGAAAACAAUCCAUUUAUAAAAGAACAAGCAAUACUUUGUGUAAAAUAUUUAUUAGAGAAUAAUUCUCAGAAUCAACAAUUUGUUGCAGAAUUAGAAGCUAAAAAAACCGUUGAUGAUUCGAUUUUACAAGAUGUUGGGUAUAAAGUUGAUAUAGUUGAUGGUAAAGUAGAAUUGAAGAAAAAAUAA